AUGGCACCAACAUUGGCAUCACGCAAGCGAAAGGUUCUCGCAGAACCUGCUCCCGUCGAAGACGAGCUCGCUGGCUUGGAGUUGGACGGCGUCUUGUCACAAAGCGAAGAUGGAUCUGACUUUGAGGAAAGCGAUCUUGAGGAUGGACUCGACGGCCAAGACACGAAUGAGCACGACGAUGAUGAAGAUGAAGAGAACGACGACGAUGAUACGUACAGUGAAGACGCCUCCUCCGACGUAGACGACAACUUCGUGGCCCCUCCACCACUCGACGCUGAUAAUUCGGAACCAAACUAUCGCGUCGUCAAGGAUGCCAACGGCGGGGAGCGCUAUGAGUAUGCUGAGGUUGAUCCUGUCUAUGACAGUGACGAUUCAGAUGCCCAAGGCCCAAACAACACAAUUGGAAAUAUUCCCCUCUCUUUCUACGACUCCUACCCCCACAUCGGAUACGACAUCAAUGGCAAGAAGAUUAUGCGCCCAGCCACUGGGGAGGCUCUCGAUGCUCUCCUCGACAGUAUUGAGAUUCCCAAGGGCUGGACUGGUUUGACAGAUCCUGAAACUGGGAAGCCUUUGGACUUGACCCAGGACCAGCUUGAACUUCUUAAGCGACUACAAAUGAACGAGGUCCCCAAUGAGGAUUACGAUCCUUACCCCGAUAUGGUGCUAUACUUCACCAGUAUUGAGGAGAAGAUGCCUCUGAGCGCUGCGCCAGAACCGAAGCGGCGAUUUGUUCCCUCUAAGCAUGAAGCCAAGCGUGUUGCCAAGCUUGUCCGGGCCAUCAAAGAGGGCCGUAUUCUACCCUACAAGCCUCCCGAGGAGCGACAACGAGAACAAGAGGAGAAGGAAGAGUCUUACUACGAUGUAUGGGCAAACGAGGAGCCUCAAGACCCCCAUGUAAUGAACAUCCCAGCUCCCAAGCUUGCUCCUCCAGGAUACGACCUUAGCUACAACCCACCACCCGAGUACUUGCCGACUGAGGAGGAAAAGGAAGCCUGGAAGAACCAAGAUCCCGAGGAGAGAGGAAAGGAGUACUUACCUGCCAAAUUUGACUCGCUGCGCAAGGUUCCUGGUUAUGGCGAGUUCGUCAAGGAACGAUUCGAUCGCUGUCUGGAUCUUUAUCUCGCCCCACGAAUCAGGAAGAACAGGCUCAACAUCGACCCCAACUCUCUUCUGCCUAAGCUUCCCCGGCCAGAAGACCUUAAGCCGUUCCCCACCCUCAACCAGACCAUCUUCCGUGGCCAUGAUGGUCGAGUUCGUUCGGUAUCGUUCAGUCCAGAUGGUGAAUUCGUGGCCUCAGGGGGUGAUGAUGGUACAGUCCGUGUCUGGGCUCUCAACGGCCACCAAGAAUGGAUGGCAAAGCUUAGUAGCGAGGAGCCAGUCAAUAUUGUGCGAUGGCGGCCCAAUAAGGAGACCUUUAUUCUGGCAGCUGCGGCUGGAGAGGAUCUCUUUUUCAUGAUCCCCUCGGUAGCCAGUGAUGCUGUUGAGAAGGCCAGUCGCGAUGUUCUCGACGCUGGCUUCGGCUACGCUACUAAUGGAGCACAGCCCACUACAGUCAAUGGUGUGAAGAAAGAACCUCCUGCCAAGUGGUCACGACCUGGGGCCAAGCUGGAAGCUGCCGGUGUGCUCCUCAUGGCUACUGUUAGGUCAACGAUCAAGGUCAUCAGCUGGCACAGGCGAGGCGAGUUCAUCUCCACUGUCUCACCAACCGGACAAAGGAGCUCAGUCGCCAUCCACACGCUCUCCAAGCAUCUCAGUCAAAUUCCUUUCCGAAAGCUGCCUGGUCUUGCCCAGACGGCUCAGUUCCAUCCUUCGAGGCCACUGUUCUUUGUUGCUACUCAGCGAAUGAUCAGGUGCUACGAUCUCCAGCGCCAGGAACUUGUCAAGGUUGUCCAACCUGGUGCCCGAUGGAUCUCUUCAUUUGAUAUUCACCCUGGUGGAGAUAAUCUUAUUGUUGGCUCAUACGAUCGAAGACUUCUGUGGCAUGAUCUUGAUCUGUCGUCCCGCCCUUACAAGACGAUGCGAUUCCACCCUGAAGCAAUCCGCGCUGUCAAAUUCCACCGCAGCCUGCCACUCUUCGCUGAUGCCAGUGACGACGGAACAUUACAGAUCUUCCAUGGCAAGGUCGUGAGCGAUCUUAUGGAGAACGCGACUAUUGUCCCUGUCAAGAUGCUCAAGGGCCAUAAAGUAAUCAACAAGCUGGGCGUCCUUGACGUGGACUGGCACCCGAAGCACCCCUGGUGUCUCAGCGCUGGUGCAGAUGGAACCUGCAGGCUCUGGGCAUGA
This is a messenger RNA of Fusarium musae, 2283 nucleotides long. RefSeq names its product Ribosome biogenesis protein erb1 (gene ERB1). Gene Ontology annotation, molecular function: ribonucleoprotein complex binding; protein binding. Gene Ontology annotation, cellular component: preribosome, large subunit precursor; PeBoW complex. Gene Ontology annotation, biological process: ribosome biogenesis; maturation of LSU-rRNA from tricistronic rRNA transcript (SSU-rRNA, 5.8S rRNA, LSU-rRNA). The coding region runs from base 1 to 2283 and encodes 760 amino acids. NCBI's taxonomy places the organism in Eukaryota, Fungi, Ascomycota, Sordariomycetes, Hypocreales, Nectriaceae. The record is from RefSeq and is a predicted model, not a curated record. The transcript is spliced from 2 exons.